Molecule: messenger RNA, 728 nt
Organism: Solanum pennellii
Lineage: Eukaryota; Viridiplantae; Streptophyta; Magnoliopsida; Solanales; Solanaceae
Product: wound-induced proteinase inhibitor 2
Exons: 2
Coding region: 105-551 (148 amino acids)
Molecular function (GO): serine-type endopeptidase inhibitor activity
Source: RefSeq, a predicted model, not a curated record
UCUCUUUUUUUAUCACUCGUUUGCUAUAAAUAGGUGGAGGAGGACAGACACUCUUCACCCCAAAAUUAAAAGAAAGACAAGGUACUAGUAAUCAAUUAUCCAUCAUGGCUGUUCACAAGGAAGUUAAUUUUGUUGCUUACCUACUAAUUGUUCUUGGAAUGUUUCUACAUGUUGAUGCCAAGGCUUGUACUAAAGAAUGUGGUAAUCUUGGGUUUGGGAUUUGCCCACGUUCAGAAGGAAGUCCGCUAAAUCCCAUAUGCAUCAAUUGUUGCUCAGGCUAUAAGGGUUGUAAUUAUUAUAAUUCUUUCGGAAAAUUUAUUUGUGAAGGAGAAUCUGACCCAAAAAGGCCAAAUGCUUGCACCCUAAAUUGUGAUCCAAAUAUUGCCUAUUCAAGAUGUCCCCGUUCACAAGGAAAAUCGUUAAUUUAUCCCACCGGAUGUACCACAUGUUGCACAGGGUACAAGGGUUGUUACUAUUUUGGUAAAAAUGGCAAGUUUGUAUGUGAAGGAGAGAGUGAUGAACCCAAGGCAAAUAUGUACCCUGCAAUGUGACUCUAGACUUGUCCAUCUUCUGGAUUGUCCAAAAUUAAUUAAUUAGUGUGUGAAAUAAAAGGAUGCACACAUAUAUAAUGACAUGCUAAUCAUUAUAAUGUGGGCAUUAAAGUUGUGUGUUAUGUGUAAUUACUAAUUAUCUGAAUAAGAGAAAUAGAUUCUUAUCCUAAAAAUGAA